AUGACAGAGUUGAAGCUUAUUAUCUUCUUGAUGAUCGAGAUGUUCUUCAACAUCCAUUCAUUCAACUCUGAUAUAUGGCAUGUUGAUACAUUCAUUCAGAUGUACUGUGUUCGUGCAAUCUACGAAGAUAAAGAGAGUUACAACAGAGAUUGUGGUAAACAUACAUUAGAGAUUAUCAAUCAACACAAGAUGCUUAUUAAUUCAAAUAUAUUGAUAUUAAACUAUGUUAUGUCAUUGUUGUUGGUUAGUGUGAUGGUCCUAUAUGCAAAAGAUUCAGCAACACAGGCUUGA
This is a messenger RNA of Heterostelium album PN500, 291 nucleotides long. RefSeq lists its product as uncharacterized. The transcript has 5 exons. Bases 1 to 291 code for a protein of 96 amino acids. The record is from RefSeq and is a predicted model, not a curated record. NCBI's taxonomy places the organism in Eukaryota, Evosea, Eumycetozoa, Acytosteliales, Acytosteliaceae.